Molecule: messenger RNA, 9243 nt
Organism: Anopheles cruzii
Lineage: Eukaryota; Metazoa; Arthropoda; Insecta; Diptera; Culicidae
Gene: faf
Product: probable ubiquitin carboxyl-terminal hydrolase FAF
Exons: 17
Coding region: 1-9132 (3043 amino acids)
Biological process (GO): protein deubiquitination; cell migration
Cellular component (GO): cytosol; nucleus
Molecular function (GO): cysteine-type deubiquitinase activity; cysteine-type endopeptidase activity
Source: RefSeq, a predicted model, not a curated record
AUGACAUUCGACACCGUGAAUCAAUCUGUGGAUCGGGCCAAUGGGAAAGCAAUGGAGCAGGAUGUCGAAACAGCGGCAAGAGUGAACGAACCCCAGAACAGCAACAGCAACAACGCCACAGAACAGAAUGAAAAUGCACACAAUAGUAACAAUGGCAACAUGAAAGCAACACUGCUCAGCAGCUUCCCGGUGGAAAAGCUUGCUUCGUUGAAUGCAAAAAUUUCCAACUCCCGCUGGGUGGUGCCCGUGCUACCGUCCCAGGAGUUGGACUGUCUGCUCGAUGCAGCGAUCCAGUUAUCGAUUGCCGGUCUCGAUGGGGACAGCGAACCGUGCGUGCGGUUCUACCAGAAUGAGCUGGCCACCUCCUUCAUCAACAUCCUCACGGACGAGGCGGUCAUGUCGUGGAAGAACAACAUACACGUGUGCAUCUUUAAAUCGUGCUGCAAAUUCCUGCGUCUCGCGUCACUGCACAUCGAGCGUGAUAAUCAGCCACUGCUGGAGCUGUUGGCGAUCGUGUUCGAUCCGGAGAACAAGUUCCACGUGCACAACAUUGCACGGCAACCGGAAAAUCUGACGGUGGUCGCAUCGCCCGCACAGCCCUCGUUGGUCAACAACACGUUGGUGAAUCCGGUUACCACUUCUUCGUCGUCGUCAUCGUCGUCUUCUUCCUCGUCCUCGUCACUGCCCGAUAGCAGUGAUAACAGCAGUGCUACUGGCGUGACCACCGCCAGUAGUACCAGCGCACCGGUGCCGCCGGUCGCUGCCGGCGGCGGCAAGCAGCAGCAGCAGGAAGAGGUGAUGGUUUGCUUUGCGAAACUGCCCGCGGGUGAAACGAAAAGUCCGCGCGGAUGGCUUCUGAACUUUAUCAAUCAAUUCGGAGUUCACGGUGGGUUCGACAAUCUGCUCAAACGCCUCACGGUGGCCAUCGAGCAGCAGCAGCUGGUGCCUCAACCACAACGACACACAACCGAGUCGGCGGAUAGCGGAGGUGAUGCGGAGCGGAGUGGCCGAAUGUCGUUGCAACUGCUGUACGCUCUGUUGCGCCCUUUCGGGCUGUGCGCCGAGUAUCUGGCCUCGGAGACGAUCGAACGGUUCCUGCUGCCCGGUUGUCGGUUCGUGCUGAGCGUACUGGAGGGGCUGACGGACGUGGAACUGAAGCGGGAGGUGGUGUUUGAGGGUAAAAACGAUUUCAUCACGGGCAUCGUGAAGUUUGCCCGUGCCCUGUUGAGCCGCAUCCCCGGCCAGGAGAGCCUGCUGAAUGAGCUGGAAAUGGCGCGGCUGAAGAUCAUAUUGCGCGUGCUGCAGAUAUCGAGCUUCAACGGCAAGAUGAAUGCCCUGAACGAGAUAAACCGCGUGCUAAGCUACGUUUCGAUCUACCCGCACCGCGGGCUGAUCGCCGAAGAGGAAGGCGGCGAUCUGCUCAGUGCCAGCCGGAUGGCGCAAUGGAUACGCACCAAUCGGGUGCUGGCGAUCGUGCUGAAGGACUCGCUGCACCAGUCGCAGUACGUGGAGAAGCUGGAGAAAAUCUUGCGCUUUCUGAUCAAAGAGAAGGCACUCACGUUCGACGAUCUGGACGCGGUGUGGAGCGCGCAGGAGGGCAAGCACGAAGCGAUCGCCAAGAACGUGCACGAUCUGCUGGCCAAACUGGCGUGGGAUUUCAGUGCCGACCAGCUGGAUCAUUUGUUCCGGUGCUUCCAGACAAGCAUGCAGCGGUCCGGGAACCGGAAGCAGCGUGAACGGCUGCUGGAGCUAAACCGCCGGCUGGCGGAGGACGACAAGAACGGUAUGAUGGCGCAGAAGGUGCUGAACAUGUUCUGGAACCUGGCACACAGCCCGGACACGCCGCUCGAAGUGCUUGAGCAGGCCCUUCAGUCGCACGUAAAAAUUCUUGACUACAGCUGCUCGCAGGAACGUGACGCGCAGAAGGGCAUUUGGCUGGUGAAGUGCGUGGAAGAGUUGCAAGGCCGUGACGAAUGGGUUCUGCCGGCGUUGCGGUUGAUCCGAGACAUUUGCUCACUGUACGAUACGACGCCAAAUCACACGCCGCGUAUGCAUCACACCAUGAACCGGCAGAAGAUCAUCGAUCAGCUGCAGAACGAACACAAGCUGGUCAUUCUGGUGACGAACAGCCUGACGGGGUACAUGACGCGUGUCCGCGAGCUGGUCGCCGCCGAUCCUGCACUGAAACCGGCCAAGCUUCGGCUGGAUGGCCGGUACGCGCAUCCGCAGCAGUUGCAGGAACGGUUGGACUUUUUGAAGUUUCUCCUCAAGGACGGCCACCUGUGGUUGUGCGCGGAUCAGGCAAAGCAGAUCUGGAAUGCACUGGCCGUGCACGCGGCUUUCGUCAGUGAUCGCGAGGAAUGUUUCCGGUGGUUUAGCAAGCUGAUGGGCGAAAACCCCGAUCUGGAUCCGGGCAUCAAUCGGGACUUUUUUGAAAACAAUCUCCUAAAACUUGACCCCGUGCUGCUGACCGAGGGGGGUGUCAAGUGUUUCGAGCGUUUCUUCCGUGCCGUCAACACGCGGGAAGAUCGGUUGAUGCCUAUGGCCAAAGUUCACGCACACGCACACCAUCACCAACACCAGCGGGGUUCGUCCUGCGGGUUCGGCGAAGAGCUUAUCGGCAAGGAUUAUCUGUGGCGCGUGAUUACCAACGCACCGGAGCAGAUCGCAAACCGGUCGAUUGGUAUAUUGAACGAAAUGGUCACUGCCGUCGGACCACGAACGACCGUGAGCGAUUUGCAGGAUUAUCACGAAACCUUCAUCGAGGAAUGCUGCGAGAAGCUACGCGCCACCCAUCAGAGCAUCGAGCUGCUUGCCCAGUUCUCUGCCGUGGAACAGGCACCGGUGGAAGAACACGGCCAGGGUGACAUCGAGCGCAAGAAAAUGGCCCUUGCGGAGCAGAUGUGUCGCAUCGUACGAACGCUGUACGAGUACGUUCGCGAGUGCGACCGAAAGUUCGUGAGCGAUCGGUACGAUCUGCCGCUCGGUCAGUUCGUUCGCGGACGACACAUCGAGCUGCUGAUAAAGUUCCAAACACCCGGGCGCCAGCUGGACGACGUGGAGGUGCUUAGCCACAGCAACGAAACGAUGCACUCGCUGAAGCGCAAUCUGUUGCGCCGCAUAAAGGCACUGAAGGCGAACGAAAUUCGCGUCGAUCUGUACGACAACGUGACCGGCGAGCUGGUGGUGGUGCCCGACGAGCAGCAAACGUUGGCGUUCUAUGGCAUACGGGACAAAAUGUCACUCAGUGCGAAGCUAACACCCAUUACCUCCGGUUUGAUGACCACCGGAUCGCCGGAUAGUUCGAGCGAGAGCAGUUCCGGCUCACCGCCCCGGAACUAUGUCGAUGCGGUGAAGCAACAGCAACUCGGUCAUCCCGGAUUGGUUCCGCAGCAGCAUCCAACGGUGCACCCGCAGCUGCAUCCGAACUAUGCCGGACCACAGCAGCAGCAGCAGCCAGGAACGUUGCAGCCACAGCAAGGACAAGCCUUCCAUUCGCACCUAUUCUUGCAUCCGGCCUCGGAACCGGAAGAUAUGCUACCGGGUGUUCUGAUCGCUCAAAAGCCACAGUAUAUCGACUUUUUCCUCAAGCUGUACCAGCUGGCGAGCGAGCUGAAGGACGGUGGCCGUGUGCUGGACAGUGUCCGCUUGCUGCUUCAUCUUUUGCCGCUGGACCGCCAAACGAUGGCCACCCUGUACGAGCUGCUGGCUACGGUGAAACGGCAAGAGGCGAAAGAGGGACCACUGCACAAGGAUCUGACGCGCCCAGAGCGUGUGGUUGUUCUGGGUUCUGCCACCGUUGAGGCACCCCUGGAGGGCACUCCUUCCGCUGGUACGUCUCCGAUGAAGGAAGCUUUCGGGGCACUCUUCAUCAGUCCGCCACCGGCGCGAAUCCUGUACAAUCUGGAAGUGCUGGAAGCGAUGCUGCUACCUGCCACGGUCGUCCCGCCGCCGGCCGUCGAUGACGGAGUGCCAUUUGGUGGAGAAUUCGCUCUAGAAAAGUACGUGGGCAACCACGGAGAGGUUGGUGGCAGUGCCACCGGCGCAGGAACUGCUGUCCCGAACGCCAACUCGACUGGUAGCGACGGAACCACGACCGGAACCGGAACCCCCGGGCCGGGAGUGGAUGCCGCAAAGUUGAUGGCUUUGCUGGAGUUUCAGUACGCUUGGAUCGGGAGUGGCGUGGCGUACGAGGUGGUGGGACUACUGACGGAACCGGCGUUUCUCAGCCUGGGCGGCACCGAUAGUCACACAAAGCGUGCCAUCUUCCGGUGUGUGGUGCGGUUGGUGCGAUUUUUGCUGUACACGCUCGGCUAUUUGCGCAACAUCCAGACGUUCUAUUUGCUGCGACGCUUCAAAGGGCUGCACGGUGCGCUGUGGGGCGGCGAGCAGACUCUGAAGGCGUUUGCAAAGCGGCUCUCCACCUACAUCUGGGAGGCGGUCGAUGGACCGGACGGUAGCGGGUACGCGUUGUUCGAUGAAAUGUUCUACAACGAGUGGCGGUAUCCGGAGGUUGAGAGCAUGAAAAGCAUCAUGGAAGUGGCGUUACGUGCCGCCAACGGUUGGUGUGCGACGAGCGACGCCGAUCCGUGGAAUGUUCAGAUUCCGAAGGUGCGAGGGUCGGAAAGCGUCGUUGAUCCGUCGGGGCCCUGUUCGGCGGAGGCAGGCACUAAUUGUAAGAUAAGUGGCGAAGGCGUAGAGGCAGCGGUAGUACCAGCUCCGGAAGGGCAAGAAACGGGCGAAGGAAGCAAACGACGGAACAGCAAUAGUAGCGUCGGAAGCUGCAGCAGCAAUAGUAGCGGCGGUAGCAGCACCAAUAGCAGCGAGAGCAGCAGUGCCGUGAUGAACAAGCCGGGCAGCAAUGGAGUGACACCGUUGCAGCAGCCAGCCCCUGUGGCCGCUGUAAUCGAAUCGUCCCCGGUCAGCUACGAGGUGUGUCAGAUGGCGCUGGAGGUGUUGGCGCUUGCGUUCACCCUCAACGACAGUGCGAUGGUGAAGCUUGUGGCCGAAACCAAUCUGUGGGACAGCUUUUUGCUGUCCCUCUUGGUGGUGAACCCGUGCGCUAGGAUUCGCUCGAUCGCCCACGAACAGCUGCUGACCAUGUUGACCGAUGGCGAUCACAUUGUGUUGAGCGAAAAGACGAUCGCCAAGAUGCGCACCAUCUGGGAACAGUUGGAUCAUAACGCGGAAACGAAUGCCGAUUUCCUGCAGCUGUUUGCGAAGCUGGUGCAGUACAACAGCCGCCAUCCGAUGUUUCCGAUCGUCAGCAACAGUUCGCUGCUGCACGACGAGAUCAAGUGGCUGUACUGGGUGAAGGGCAAUGUGGCCAAGCACGGGAAAACCUUCGUGCACGAGGACAUCCUGGAGGGGCACCUCUGUUUGACGCGAGCCCUCGUCUACACGGAGGAACAGCGAAGGAGACCGCUGCUAGUGCCACUACUGAAGGAUCUGCUGCAGGAGUUUGUGUUUAAGGCGUCAUUUCAGUACAUCGAUUUCCGGCGCCAAAAGAUCAUCAACUUCACCGAAACGCCGCCCGUGUGUCGCAAUCCCAAAACGAUUUCGGCGGCCCUGGAGCUCCUGGUGGAGCUGUCGCAUGGGUCGAUCGAAUUUACGCGCAUCGUGGCCGAGAAACUGAACGAUAUGUUUUUUGGCGAUAUCGAGCCCGUGCGAGAAUGGGAAUAUCUUCCUCCGGAUGCUCCUCGGGCGGCGCACGGAUUCUGCGGGCUAAAGAAUGCCGGUGCUACGUGCUACAUGAAUUCGGUCCUCCAACAGCUGUACAUGGUACCGGCUCUGCGCAACGGACUGGUGAUCGUGCACAAUGCGGUUACGAAUGAGAAUGAAGAUUUCAACGAAGAGCAAGAUGGACAGUCGAUGGCCGUUGCACACAAAGAGGAUGACGGAGGCAAAAACUAUCAUAUUGGAAUUCUGAAGUAUGUGAUGGUGAUUUUUGGCUAUCUUGGUCAUAGCGCAUUGCAGUAUUACGUACCUAGAGGAUUAUGGAAACAUUUCAAGUUGCAAGGAGAACCAGUAAAUCUGCGCGAGCAGCAGGACGCGGUCGAGUUUUUUAUGUCACUUUUUGAAAGCAUAGACGAGGGUCUGAAAGCGCUGAACUGCAAGCAACUGAUGGCGGCCACGCUUGGUGGGUGCUUUAGCGAUCAGAAAAUCUGUCAAGACUGUCCGCACCGGUACAGCAAAGAUGAACCGUUUAGUGUACUUAGUGUUGAUAUUAGAAAUCAUAGCUCGCUAACGGACUCGCUAGAACAGUACGUUCGGGGCGAGAUACUGGAAGGUGCCGAUGCGUACCACUGUGAUAAAUGUGAUAAAAAGGUCGUAACAGUAAAGCGGCUGUGCGUAAGCAAACUGCCGCCCGUAUUAGCAAUACAGUUGAAGCGGUUCGAAUAUGAUUAUGAACGGGUGUGUGCUAUCAAAUAUAACGAUUACUUCGAGUUCCCGCGUGUACUCGACAUGGAACCGUACACAGUAUCUGGUUUAGCUAAGCUGGAAGGUGAGGUGAUCAACGUUGAACCAAAGCAAGAAGAUCAAGGUUCCACCCGGUACCAUUUGACGGGCAUUGUUGUGCAUAGCGGACAAGCAUCAGGGGGCCACUACUAUAGCUACAUUCUGCACAAGGAUUAUGCCAGUGGAAAGAAAAGGUGGUACAAAUUUGACGACGGUGAGGUAACGGAAUGCAAGAUGGACGACGACGAGGAGAUGAAAGCGCAGUGUUUCGGUGGUGAUUACAUGGGCGAGGUAUACGACAACAAUCUGAAGCGCAUGCAGUACCGACGGCAGAAGCGCUGGUGGAAUGCGUACAUGUUGUUCUACACGCGAAACGAUGUCUAUUACGCUAAACCGCCAAAGAAUGCGUUUUGGUGGCGCAAGCCCCCGGCAUUUUCCUGGUUGCAGCAGAGCCCGAUUGUGGAAUCGCUUUCCUAUGCGCAGAGCGAGCACUACUGCUUUGACAUGGCAGUAGGCAUUGAACGCAGUGUUCGGAGCCAAAACUUGCGAUUUCUUCACUCGAGAAUGCUGUUUUCGGCUGAAUUUUUCACCUUCAUGAAAAAGCUCACCGAGUUCCCCGACACAACGAGAAGAACGCUUCCCAAUUGGUUGCCGAAGUUGACGAAGGACAACAAGUGGGACGAAAUAUGCUUACUCAAAGUGCAGCUAGCAUCGCAGUUUCUCUUUCACUCCGGCUUCAAAACGAAGAAGACUAUUCGGGGACAAGUGAUGGAUUGGUACGAAAUAUUUCGCGAUCACCUGGAAGAAACGGCUGUUAUAAGACAGUGGUUCGCACGGAACGUUCUGCUCGAUCCUCCAAGCCGACUGUGCGAGUAUCUGUUGGCUGCUCCACUUCCCGAUAUACGUUCCUGUUUCGCCAAGUUGAUUGUCUCGUUCUGUCAUUAUUCGGCCAAGGAUGAGCCGCUGCCCGACUUUGAAGGUUCUAAUCUUUGCGAGCAGGUGCUAAUCGCCGUGCUUGCCUUGCUGAAAUCGGACGUGCCGGAGCACGGCAAGCAUUUACCGCACUAUUUCAGCCUAUUUUCAAUGUAUGCCGGCCUGGGCUAUCGCGAAAAGUGCCAGCUAAUCAAGCUGAACGUCCCCGUGCUGUUUAUGCGGAUAGCGAUGGACGAUGGAACCGGUCCGACAAUAAAGUAUCAGUAUCCGGAUCUGAGUAAACUGCACCACGUCGUGUCGUUGCUGGUACGCUCGAUGGACAUUUCGUCACGAUGCCGCAGUGCAAUUAAUGGAUCGCCACCACUACCAAACAAGUACGGCGAGCACCGGUUCGUGGAGGAAGGAGCCAGGAAAUGUACGUUGAUUCCCAUGCCGGAAGAGUGUAUUGAUUACCUGUAUAAUCGAACUGGUUACGUGAAACGAUUGCUGGAAGAUGUGCAUAUUGGCGAGGAAAGCUUCAAGCUGCUGCAGUACAGCUGCUGGGAGAAUCCCCAUUUUUCUGGCAUCAUACUAAUGGAGCUGCUGUACCAGUGCGAUUACGUGUACUGGCACGACAUGAAACACUACACCGAUCUGCUGCUGCACAUUCUGCUGAUCGAAGACUCGUGGCAGGGACAUCGAAUCAUGAACGCUUUGUUGGGUGUCGACCAUGACAGGGACGGGUUGUUGGAGAUUAUAAGGCGCAGCAAGCUGAACUACCAGAAACGUGCCUACCAGUGCAUCAAAUGCAUGGUGCAUCUGUUUACGAAAAGCUCAGUAGCACUCAACAAGCUACAUACGUGCGCCCCGCUAGCCAAACAGUGGACGCUGGCCAUCGAGUGGUUGCAGGAGGAGCUGGAAAAGCAUCGCACGACCGGCAACAGUCAGUACAACUACAAUUCCUGGUCACCGCCCGCCCAAAGUAACGAGAAUACCAAUGGCUUUUUGCUGGAAAAAUCACAGUCCGUUCGGGAUAUUCUGCAGAUGGCGUUUGAUUUGUGUCCGGAACCAGAGGUCCAUGAGUCAGAAGCGUCUGCGGAACAGCAACCUGCCGCGACAACGGGCCCGGAUGGGAAUGAUUUCAACCCUCUGGGUGAUCGGGGUGAACCAUCGUCUGCGGUAGAAAUCGAGGCCUCACAAAAACAACCUUCUUCCUCUUCGGUGUCCUCCCUGGCACCAUUGGUUGCAGUAGUUUCCACCGUUGGCGCUGAUCCUGCCUCCUCUUCUAUGCCGCGAACCGUCGUGAAAAGCGCUCGUGAUAGGUUCGCACCGAACCCCUCCGUGACGCGGAGGUUCUUAACGGAGAGCGAUACCAGGUAUCGUCAAGACGUUGAUAAUCAAAAUGGACCGUCGAGUGGCGUUGUGAGUGGAACUGGCGGAGAGAAACUGACCGGUUCAGGCAUAAAGCAACUCACUGCGGUGAUGUCCAGUAUUGAUAUUAACACUGAUGGAAGCACACCCGAGAACAGAGAAGGAAUCAAGGCACCGCCGUUGGUCGCGGCAAAUACCUCAUCAUCAUUAGCGACAGUAGCGACGGGGUCAGUGGCACCGGCAGCCUCUGAACCUUCGCCGUCAUCCUCCUCUUCGUCGCCGGCGAACUCCUCUUCGUCUUCGUCAGUCUCAGCGACGUCGACGACACUGGCGAAGAAAGACCGUCCGGGUCCGGGUGGUACCGGCGAUGGACAGUCGUGCGCCAGUUAACAGGAGCAGAAAAGCUACAUUUGAAGCACUCGUCGGGAACCCCCCUUGCACGGGUGGUGCAGAAAACCGGUCGCCGCUGGCUAGAGCAUGAUGCGAGUUGAUAACGAUAUU